CUGCAGCGAGAGCGAGCGAGAGAGAGAGACGCAGACAGAGUUGCGAAGGAAAAUCACCAGAUGCCGCUCAAGAACACCGGCACCACCCUCCAUUCUUCAACCCUCAAAGCUCUCUGCUCAAUCCCUUCGCUCUUCCUCUCCAUCGCUCUUGUCACCAUCCUCCUGUCCUCUCUCUUCUUCCUCCGCUCCACCCCUCGCCUUCACUCCUCCUCCUACUCCGCCGCCUCUUCUUCUUCUUCUUCUUCUUCUCGAUCGCCCUUCAGCGACCGCAUCAAAGUCUACGUCGCACAGCUCCCCAGAUCUCUCAACUAUGGCCUCCUCGAGAGCUACUGGUCCUCGCCCCACGCCGACUCGAGGAUCUCCACCGACCCGGACCACCAAUCCGGGCCGACCCAUCUGCGCAAAUUCCCCGCCGGCAGUCGUCACCCGCCGUAUCCCGAGAACCCGCUGAUCAAGCAGUACAGCGCCGAGUACUGGAUCUUGGGCGAUCUCGAGACGCCGCCAGAAUUGAGGGGCGGGUCUUUGGCGGAGAGGGUUGGGAGCUGGGAGGAGGCGGAUGUGGUUUUCGUGCCGUUCUUCGCGACCCUGAGCACCGAAAUGCAGCUCGGGUGGGACAAGGGGAAGUUCAGGAAGAAGGAGGGGAACGAGGACUACGAGAGGCAGAGGGAAGUGGUGGAUCUCGUGAAGAGUUCCGAGGCGUGGAGGCGGUCGGGCGGGCGGGACCACGUGUUCGUUCUCACUGACCCGGUUGCAAUGUGGCAUGUGAGAGAUGAGAUCGCUCCAGCUAUUCUCCUUGUGGUGGAUUUUGGUGGAUGGUACAGGCUUGACUCCAAGUCUUCAAAUGGUAGCUCGUCUGAUUUGGUGCACCACACACAAGUUUCUUUGCUCAAGGAUGUUAUUGUGCCGUACACCCACCUGCUUCCUAGAUUACAUCUACCGGAGAGUCAGAAACGUCAAACCCUUCUUUACUUUAAAGGGGCUAAGCAUAGGCAUCGGGGCGGCGUAGUACGAGAGAAGCUGUGGGACUUGCUGGUCGAGUUGCCUGGUGUGAUCAUGGAGGAAGGCUUCCCUAAUGCCACUGGGAGAGAGCAGUCCAUUAAAGGAAUGAGAUCUUCUGAAUUCUGCUUGCAUCCUGCUGGGGAUACACCAACUUCCUGCCGACUUUUUGAUGCCAUAGAGAGUCUUUGUAUUCCUGUCAUCGUCAGCGACGACAUUGAACUCCCAUUCGAAGGGAUAUUGGAUUAUUCCGACUUCUCUGUUUUCGUCGCUACCGCAGAUGCCUUGAGGCCAAACUGGCUCACAAACCAUCUCAGAAGCUUUUCUGAAGAGCAAAAGGAUAGAUUUCGUCGAAACAUGGCGAAAGUCCAGUCAAACUUUGAGUACAAUAGUGGCCAUCCGGGUGGUAUUGGGCCUAUCCCUCCAGAUGGUGCGGUGAACUACAUCUGGAAAAAGGUGCACCAAAAAUUGCCUAUGAUCAAAGAAGCCAUCGUUCGGGAGCGAAGAAAACCACAUGGGGUUUCAGUCCCCCUGCGGUGCCAUUGUACCUAAAGAGUAUUUCCGAUUUACUCAUUCUUGCCAUGUUAUUAGUUCCAUCAGAGAAACGGGUUUAACAUGAUUUUGAUAAGUUAGAUAGUUUGGGGAUGAUGGGUCUGUAUUACCGGUGGCUAUUGAAAAUCAAGCAAGUAAAUUUUUUUGGA
This is a messenger RNA of Rhodamnia argentea, 1697 nucleotides long. Its product is annotated as probable arabinosyltransferase ARAD1. The transcript has 3 exons. The coding region runs from base 61 to 1548 and encodes 495 amino acids. The record is from RefSeq and is a predicted model, not a curated record. Lineage: Eukaryota; Viridiplantae; Streptophyta; Magnoliopsida; Myrtales; Myrtaceae. Gene Ontology annotation, molecular function: glycosyltransferase activity.